UGACGGGUCUGUCAAUUUAUAGAUUGGUUGUAUCUGUUUAGUUGUAUUAAAUACUACAUUCAACACAAGUAUUCAGCUUAUUCAAGAAACAUUUCUUAUGGAUAUUUGUAAAAAUUUUUAAAGUUUAGCUAUACCCGAUUUCGAUACCUAUAAUUAUUUUCGCGUUGUACUUAGAAAUUCACGAAUUAUCUCUUGGCCCGUGCAAAAUUCUUGUCCCCGUUGUUGAAUUUUGUCCAGGAUUUGCAUUAAACUCAGAUAAAGCUGCAAACAUGGAGAAUGAUAUGAUAGAAAUUCUCAACGGACUCGUAUGUCCCGAUGUAGAUACGAAACGUGCGUCGUCGGUCGCUUUGAUGAAUGCCUUCAAGACUCCAGAGAGUCUGCUUUGCCUGGCUCAUAUUGGAAAGACUAACACGGAUAUCUAUAUGCGCUACAACGCAACCUUGCUACUGGUUAAGCGGCUCCAGGAGAAGAGUCACUGGUCGGCGGUCCUCUCGGAGCACAAAGUCUCAAUCAUGAGUGACAUGAUGAUUGCUCUCAUCACGGAGAAGGAAAAGAGUGUGCAAAAAGUUUUAGUCCAUUUUUUGGCCAUACUGCUAAAGUAUGAGGCAGAGAGGACGGCUAUUUUUAUGCCGGAUCUUCUCAACUACAUCAUGGAGUGCUGUAGCAGUUGCAAUCCCAACAACUGUGAGGGAGGCUCUUUGAUCUAUGCCACAAUAAUGGCCGCCGCACCCGAUAAAGUCAGUGUCCACAUGGAAACUUUCAGCACGUUAUUUGCCCACAUCCUUUUGACUGCAGAAUCCCAGAAAGACCUGUGCACACCCAGCGUAGCCAACAUGGUAACGGGUACAAGAUAUUUGAUUCCAUUUAUUGCGGGAAACACUGCCACCGAGCAAAAUAUAGUCCUGGUCCUGCCGCUGGUCCUUCGAACGCUGGACGCGAUAGCCUUGAAGGGUGACCACAAGAAUGUUCUCGAGGUGCUUAUUAUGUUGGAGAACAUGACCGUAUAUGUUCCCCAUCUGCUAACUAACGUGAAUUUGGUACUGGACUUCUGUUUAGAUAUAGCGAGCAAUAUAGACAUUGUGGAUGGGAUUCGCGCUAAGGUGAUAUUUUUCAUUGGGAGCUUUGCGCUCAACAAAAAGAAGGCCAUCGUUCAGGAGAAGCUACUGAAGCAAAUUCUGUCCGUCUUAUUUGAGGUAAUGUGUGACAAACCCUAUGAUGAUAAGGAGGACCCGCAAAUAGCGGCUUCGCACACGUUGGAUUCACUGGCUACCCACAUGCCGUCGGGAAAGCUAAUUCAGUUUUUGGUUGAGUUGCUGAUGCCGGAGCUAAGGAAUCCGAACCCGACUCGCAGGGCAGCUGCCUUGGACAGCAUGGGCAUUGUAGUCGAGGGGUGUUCGGAUACCAUACGCCAUAAGUAUCUGAAGGAUAUGAUAGAUGAAAUCAUCCAUGGAAUCGCUGACAGCGAGCCCCAGGUGCAACUCGCCGCAUUCUCUGCCCUCGCCCAGUUCUCCUUGCACUUGCAGCCGGAUAUCUCCAAGCUUGCACGAUUGAUUGUGCCCAUCUAUGUACAUCAGUUGGUAGAGAUCCAUCGGGUAGGAUAUCAGCCGGAAUCAGGAAUUCUUGAUACAAUGAUUGGCGGUAUAGACAUAUUUUGGCAGAAUCUGGAUGAGGCAGCCAAGGAGAGCGUGAUGCCUUAUUUUCAGAGGAUUAUCGAGAUUCUUAGCACACUUGUGCUGAAAGAUCUUUUGGCUCAAAUUUCAAUGUUGCAGAUUCAGACUUUCGAGGGGCUUGGGUUGAUUUUCCGCUUCAUGCCGAAAGAACACAUCCUGCCGAUGGCCAACGACACGAAGAUCUACUGCCUGAGGCUGCUGAAGGAGGGGCCCAACAAUCCGUACUUCCGUUAUGCCACUUACAGUCUGAUCGGUGCUAUUUCUUUUGUGUUGAAGGAGGACAUGGCCGAGGUUUUCCCCGAGGUCAUACCUCAGAUUUUUCAAACGAUGAUUUUCACUGAGGUAACCGAUCCGAAUCUGGAUGGCAAGACAGAGCUGGAUUUACUUCUGGAGGCGGUCACUGCGGAUGAAGAAAUCCCGGGUAAUCCCUAUAGUGUAGCCGACGAGGGCGAUGGCGAUUUGGACAGAUACAAGAUGGACAUUUUAUGUUGCCUUACAAAGAUGGUGGCCAUUUGGACGCUUCGUGACUUUGCCGCCAACACUGGUGCCGCCUUCAACCCCUAUCUUCAUACGUCCUUUGAGAACGUUUUCCAGACGCUCGAUUCUGUCUCCUAUGAAAUUCGAAUAGCCUCUGCAAUCGCCCUCUGCGAGUUCGUUGGUGCUUACAAUAGGUCGGGCGACACCGACGUCGUGACCAGCAUCUGCGAGACCAUAAUACCCAAAUUCGUAGAGAUGAUGCGGAGCGACCAGGUUGAGAAGGUGCUUGUCGUGCUGCUCGAUGAAGUGGGUAAACUUUUUCGGGUCUACAAGCAGCUGGCCAUGCCGAACCAGGAGUGUGCCGAGCUGAUCUGUGCCUGCAUCAGUGACAUAUUUCUACACAAAUUGACCUGCCAAUUAAAUGAUCAGAAGGACGAUGGCAAGGGCGAUGACAACGACGAGGAUGAUGGGGAGGAGGAAUCCGAUGUAGCCAAAAUGAUUGUGGAGGGGCAGCCAAUCUGGUGGCAUCGUUUGGCUUCGCUCUUGACCCUCAGACCUUCUCGAUGUACUUUGGACGGAUUUUCUGCUUCCUGGACGAAAAGCUGGCCAAGGCCAAGAAGAACCAUCAGCCGGAGGAUAGGGCGUAUAUCUAUAAAACUCUGGCCGAAUCAUUCCAGAACCUAGGGAGCUAUUCCGCCACAUAUUUCGAUACUCUCUAUCCCUUGUUCCUGGUGGGAACCAAAGAU
Molecule: messenger RNA, 2893 nt
Organism: Drosophila serrata
Lineage: Eukaryota; Metazoa; Arthropoda; Insecta; Diptera; Drosophilidae
Product: importin-4-like
Biological process (GO): protein import into nucleus
Source: RefSeq, a predicted model, not a curated record